CAUCACAACAAAAAUAAUGUCAUUUUCACAACAAGGGCCUAGAUCAAUAUGUAUUUUAUCGGCAAAUGGCGUCGUCUCCACUGUAACUCUCCGUCAGCCAUCAACUUCUGGUGGCACUGUUACAUAUGAGGGACGAUUUGAGAUAUUAUGUCUAUCGGGCUCUUUCUUGGUCGAUGAUAGUGGUGGAUCUCGGGGUAGGAUUGGUAGCCUAAGUGUUUCUCUUGCUAGUCCAGAUGGUCGCGUGAUAGGUGGUGGAGUUGGAGGUGUUCUAAUUGCAGCAAGUCCAAUUCAGGUAAUAGUGGGAAGCUUCUUAUGCUCAAGUUCAAAGGCAAAGAAAAGAGCUGCAGAAAGUGUACAGAGUGCAGGAACUUCAGAUGUUCAGACCACUGACAAUUCCGUAAAUCCACCUGAUGCUCUUUCGAACCAGAAUCUCACACCAUCCUCUUCAAUGGGAAUAUGGCCUAGUUCAAGGCAGAUGGAUCUACAAACUGGCCAUAUUGACAUUGAUUUGAUGCGAGGAUGACUACGUCAAAUUGUAGGUAGACGAGUGAGCACUGUAUAUAUUGUGUUCUGAUUUCUCCAGUCCUACCAUCUUGACACGAGACAUGUUCUUGUAACCAUCAGCAAGCCAUCUUAGAUUGUAGUGAUAUAGGAGCCUUUUGCAGUUUAACAUGUAUCUGCUUUUCUACUCUAGUAGUUCAAUUCAUGCUGGAGGCUUUAGUUAGCGCGCGGAACAUGUUAUAUGGACCAUAUUGUUGUUUGUCUUCUA
This is a messenger RNA of Capsicum annuum, 769 nucleotides long. Its product is annotated as AT-hook motif nuclear-localized protein 9-like. Gene Ontology annotation, molecular function: minor groove of adenine-thymine-rich DNA binding. Lineage: Eukaryota; Viridiplantae; Streptophyta; Magnoliopsida; Solanales; Solanaceae. The record is from RefSeq and is a predicted model, not a curated record.